Messenger RNA from Loxodonta africana (African savanna elephant), 5622 nucleotides. RefSeq names its product MPL proto-oncogene, thrombopoietin receptor (gene MPL). NCBI's taxonomy places the organism in Eukaryota, Metazoa, Chordata, Mammalia, Proboscidea, Elephantidae. The transcript has 12 exons. Gene Ontology annotation, biological process: thrombopoietin-mediated signaling pathway. The record is from RefSeq and is a predicted model, not a curated record. Bases 2964 to 4868 code for a protein of 634 amino acids. Gene Ontology annotation, cellular component: membrane; external side of plasma membrane. Gene Ontology annotation, molecular function: thrombopoietin receptor activity; protein binding.
CUGGAACUGACGCCAUGAAUUCAGACUUCUGGACUACUAGACUCUGGGAGAAUAAACUUCUGUUUGUUGAAGCCACCCAUUUGUGGUAUUUCUGUUAUAGCAGCACUGGAUAACUAAGACAGUCACUAUGAGUCAAAAUGGACUCGAUUGCACCUAACAACAGGGAAACCAGUGGAAUUUUAUGUGGUAGAACUCGAGGAAGGAGAAGAAUGCCAAACGCUGCAAAAAGGGUGGGUAAGACAAGGAUUGAGAUGAGAGACACGAAUAUUUUGUGGCUAGUUGAGAGUGAAGAAGAAAGUGGUAGGAGAUAAGAUUGAAGUAGGCAGAUACUACAUCAGGCACCACCUUGCAUGCUGUUAGGAGGCAUUUGGCUUUUAUUCUAAGUGCAAUGGAAACCUUUGGAGGGUUUUAAGCAGGGGAGUGAAAAAAAAUCUGAUUUGUAUUUUUAAAAUAUCACUGUAUUGUGUGGAGGAUGGACAAAAAGGAGUAAGAGUAGAGACAGGGACACCAGUUAAGAAGCUCAUUGCAGUAUCCAAAACUUGGACUAGGAUGGUGGCAGUGGAGGUGGUAAAAAGUGUUCAGAUCCAGCGUACAUUUUUUUAAGAAAAUCUGAUAGGACUUUGCUAAUGAAUUGAAGGUAGGGUAAGAGAGAGGAAACAAGGAGUUUUGAGGUUUUGGUUUGAUCAACUGAGUAGAUGGUGGUUCCACUUACAGAGGUAGACAAGACUAGAGAAAAAACGGGUUUGGGGGGACUAAAAUCCAGAGUUUUAUUCUGGCCAUCUUAAGUAUAAAAUGCCCAUUAGACUUGCAAGUGGAGACCCUCAGUAGGCAGUUGGCUAUUGUGAUGGUUAAUGUUAUAUGUCCACUUGGCUAGGUCAUGAUUCUCAGUAUUAUGUAAUUAUCCUUCACUUUGUGAUCUGAUGUUAAGGGGAUUUUCCUUGGGGGUGUGGCCUGUAUCCAAUAUAUAUGAAUGUUAUGCCAAAGCUCUCACUCUCUUGAUCCUGCACCUGACUCAGCAUCAUCUGACCUCUGGUUCUUGGGACAUGAGCCAGCAGCCUGCUGCCUGACUUGCAGAUUUGGGGAUUUGCCAGCUCCAGCAACCAUGUGAGCCAGCAGCCUACCACCUGACCUGCCAAUUUUGGGUUCGUCAGCUCCUGCAACCACAUGAGUCAGGAGAAGCUUCCUCCAGCCUGACACCUGACCCACAGAUCUGGGACUUGCCAGCCUCCAUAACUGUAUGAGCCCCUUCCUUGAAAUAAAUGUCUCUCUCUCUCUAUAUUUAUAUACAUAUGCUUCACUGGUUUUGCUCCUCUAGACAACCCAGCCUGAGACAGCUAUCUACAUCUGGGGGCCAGGGGAGAAGUCACAGCUGGAGAUACUAAUUUUGAAGUCAUCAGCAUAUACAUAGCACCCAAAGUCAUGAGAAUGCAUGAAUAUUAAAGUUGCUUUUCCCCUCUCACUUGAUCUGAAAGAAGGUCGGAUGGUCCUUGAUGGAGGGAAGGUGAAUGGAGGGAGGGUUAAAGGCACUACCGUUGGGCAGAGGAAGCUGGUCCUGGUAACCUGUGAGCUAGACAGCUCCUGGCUCAGAGACUUCUUGCAGAAAAAUGGCACCAGUGAAAUGAAGACUUCACAGUAGGACUCAAGGAUUUCCAUCUAUAUCCCCCCACCAAAAAAGAAAAAAAUCUUUUUCUCGUUCUCUCUUAGUAAAAUUAAUUCAGAAGGAAGAGAGAGGUGGUAUUGAGGACAGCUAAAAUGCAGAGCCAGCAAUGAGAUUCCCAGCUGAGGACUGAGAGAAUAAAUGUGGGGGUUAAUAUGGCUCUGCACCCCCUCCAAGAAUCAAAACUACGGAGAGGUGGCAUAAAUAGCCACCCACAGUUACGGAAAGUGGGGGUUCAGAGAUCAUACCCACUAUUCUGUUGCUAAUGUGAAGAUGAGCACAAGCUGGAGAGCUUAGACCAACCUUUCCUUGGUUCUGAGCAAAUAAGAUAAAACCACUGAAGACCAGGGCUUCUCAAAUUUUAAUAUGCAUUUGAAUCACCUAGGGAUUUUGCUAAAAUGCAGAUUCUGAUUUAGUAGGUCUGGGGCGGGGCCUAAGGUUCUGCAUUUCUAACAAGCUCCCAGAUAAUUCUGUUACUUCUGGUCUGUGGACCACACUUUGAGUAGUGAGGCACUAGAGGCAGCUGUGAAGGCCACCCACAAUGGAGGGGGCAUAUCCAACUCCAGGGAGAACGUGUUUACUUAUGCACAAAGUCACAGAACUUAUUAAAGUGGAAAUGCCUAUCAUUUUGCCGUGGUUGUGAGGCAGACAGUCAUUUCUUGGCAAAUUACAUCUUCCAGCAGCAUAGCAUAGUUGUUAAACCCUUGAGUCCUGAAGUUUGACCUCCUAUACCUCACCUUUUAGUAAGUAUGUGAUCUUGGACAAAUCUUUUAACUUCUCUGCACCUCCUUUCCUCAUCUCUAUAAUGGGAGUAAUAAGACUUCCGUGAGGAUUAGCUGAGUCAAUAGAUAUAAAGUAAUUAACACAGGCAGCAAAUUAAGUGCUCAGUAAAUAUUGCUAUGCUUGUUGAUAUUAUACCCUUCUACUGUAGUUACAGGGUCACUAUGAAUCGGAAUUGACUCGACGGCAACAGGUUUGUUUGUUUUUUGACUAUAGUUAAUGUAGACACGCAUAGAGGCUUAUUCUCUUCCUUUUGAUGCAUGGUCAAAAAUGUAACCUCCAUCUCCCUCCCACCAAAAGGUCCAUGUCCUCCCUUGCAAAUUCUUCCUACCCUCCUGCUCACUCCCCCUCCCCUGUCCCCUGGCCCCAGUGUGGUCUGGAUGGGCCCCACAGGGGCAGGGGCAGGGACAGGGACAGGACGUGGGGCUGUAUCUGACAGGAACCUGAGGGGCUGGCCCGGGAGGGGAUUGGGGCCCGGCUUCCUGAGGGGAGGAUGGGCUAAGGCAGGCACACUGUGCCGGAGAAGAUGCCCUCCUGGGCCCUCUUCAUGGUCACCUCCUGCCUCCUCCUGGCCCCCCAAAACCUGGCCCAAGUCACCAGUCAAGAUGUUGCUUUGCUGGCCUCGGACAAAGAGCUCCUGAACUGUUUCUCCCAAACAUUUGAGGACCUCACCUGCUUCUGGGAUGAGGAAGAGGCAGCACCCAGUGGGACAUACCAGCUGCUGUAUGCCUACCCAGGGGAGAAGCCCCGAGCCUGUCCCCUGAGUUCUCAGAGUGUGUCCCCCUUUGGAACCCGGUACGUGUGCCAGUUUCCAGUCCAGGAUGAUAUACGCCUCUUUUUCCCGCUGCACCUCUGGGUGAAGAAUGUGUUCCUGAACCAGAAUCUGACCAAGCGGGUGCUCUAUGUGGAUAAUGUGGGCCGGCCAGCUCCCCCCAGUAUCAUCAAGGCCAUGGGCGGGAGCCAGCCAGGGGAACUUCAGAUCAGCUGGGAGGCCCCAGCUCCUGAAAUCAAUGAUUUCCUGAGACAUGAGCUCCGCUAUGGCCCCAAGGAUCCCAGGAACUUCACUGGUCCCACAGUCAUGCAGCUGCUCUCCACAGAAACCUGUUGCCCAGCUCUGCGGAGACCAAACCCAGCAUCAGCUCUGGAACAGCCUCCAUGUGCCUGGCCCACAAUGCCCCAACAGGAUGGAUCAGAGCAGACCUCCGCAACUAGAGAAGCUCCAUCUAUGACAAUGAUGGAUGGAAGCUGCCUCAUCUCAGGGCUCCAGCCUGGCAACUCAUACUGGCUCCAACUGCGCAGCCAGCCUGAUGGUGUCUCCCUCCAAGGCUCUUGGGGUUCCUGGUCCUUUCCUGUGACGGUAGACCUGCCCAAGGAUGCAGUGGAAAUUGGACUCCGAUGCUUCACAUUGGACCUGAAGAAUGUUACUUGUCAGUGGCAGCAUCAGGACUAUGCUAACUCCCAAGGCUUCUUCUACCACAGCAGGGCUCGAUGCUGCCCCAGCAACAGGUACCCCACCUGGGAAAAGUGUGAAGAGGAGAAAACAAAUCCAGGAUUGCAGCCUCCCCAGUUCUCCCGCUGCCACUUCAAGUCACAAAAUGGCAGUGUUAUUCACAUCCUUGUGGAGGUGACUACAGCCCAGGGUGCUGUUCACAGCUAUCUGGGCUCCCCUUUCUGGAUCCACCAGGCUGUGCUCAUCCCCACCCCAAACUUGCACUGGAGGGAGGUUUCCAGUGGGCAUCUGGAAUUGGAAUGGCAGCACCCUUCAUCCUGGGCAGCCCAAGAGACCUGCUAUCAACUCCGAUAUACUGGAGAAAGCCAUCAGGACUGGAAGGUACUGGAAACGCCCCUCGGGGCCCAGGGAGAAACCUUGGAGCUACGCCCGCGAUCUCGCUACCGGUUACAGCUGCGCGCCAGGCUCAACGGCCCCACCUACCAAGGGCCCUGGAGCGCCUGGUCCGACCCUGUGAGGGUGGAGACUGCCUCCGAGACGGCCUGGAUCUCCAUGGUGACCGCUCUGCUCCUGGUGCUGGGCCUCAGCGCCCUCCUAAGCCUGCUCCUGCUGAGGUGGCAGUUUCCUGCCCACUACAGGAGCCUGAGGCAUGCCCUGUGGCCCUCACUUCCAGACCUGCACCGGGUCCUAGGCCAGUACCUUAGGGAGACUGCAGUCCUGAGUCCACCCAAGGCCGAAGUCUCAGAUGCCUAUGAAGAAGUGGAACCCAGCCUCCUUGAAAUUCUACCUAAGUCUUUGGAGAGGACUCCCUUGCCCCUGUGUUCCUCCCAGGCCCAGAUGGACUACCGAGGGCUGCAGCCUUCUUGUCUGGGGAUCACUCCCCUUUCUGUGUCCCCAGCCAUGGCUGAAUCGGGGUCUUGCUGUACUACCCACAUUGCCAACCAUUCCUACUUACCACUAAGCUGUUGGCAGCAGCCCUGAGGGUAGCCUCACCCCCAGUACUCUGGAAAGACCCAAACCCUCCAGUCCCCUCUGUGAACCUCCCCACUCCAUCCCUAAACACAAACAUCUCAGACCUGACCUCCAUCCCUCUCUAUCUACACUCAUAGUUGUGCUUCAUAACACUGAUCAUACUGCACUGCUGCUGACAUAAAUCCAGAACCCUCUCUCUGCAAGCAAAGUUCAUUUAACUAAGCUCUUCUAACUGUUACCUCCUUUCGCCAUUUUUUAAUGCCAAACUCCUUGAAAAGAAGGAGCUUCUUCCCACUUACUCUUCAGACCACUUCAAUUAGUUCCCCUACCACCACUUUGCUAAUGAAACUGCUGAGGUAGUUUCACCUCACGCCUAAUUUCAAGAUCCAAUAGGAUCUUGUUAAUCCUCAGUUUACUUGAUCUCUGUGUCAUUUGCCAUAGUUGACUAUUCAUUUCUCCUUUAAAUUCUCUCCUACCUUGGCUUCCGUAACACUGGCUCUCCAGGCUCCCCUCCUGCCUCUCUCAGUGUACUAGUGGUUAGAAGGAUAAGCUCUGGAGUCAGAGCUGGAUUUAAUUCCUACCUUUCCCACUUGCUAGCUGUGUGAAGGUGGGCAAAUAUCUUAAUGUCUUUGAGCCUGAAUUUUCUCAUCUUUAAAAAAGGAAUAAUAACAGUACUUUUUCUACAGUAGUGAUAAAGGUUAAAUGAAAUGAUCUAGAUAAAGCACUUAAUACAGUGCCUAGGACCUAUAAUGCUUAAUGUAUC